UUUAACAUUUGUAUUUUGAAGUUUUAAAGUUGAUUGAGGUAUGUAACUACAAUCAAAGUAAAAAUGGUGUAGCCUUCUUGGCUUUAAUGGUCUUCUAGGCCUUAGGAAGGCAUGUAUAUGUACGCAUAUAUUUAUGUUGAUGUAUAUGUAAUGUUAAUAAUAGAUUUUAUCUUAUAAUGUAAUAGCAUGCUCUUUUUCUGCAAUUUUUUAUAUCGGGAUAAUUUUCAUUAAAAACUGUAUACAUCAAGUUGUUGUUGCUAAAUAAAGAUGUCAGGAGUUAAUAUUUCUGAUGUUGUAGCAGUUUGGGAUGUAUCGCUACCAGAUGGAAAUCAUCAAGUAAAAUUUGAACAUGGUACAACUUCAGGAAAGCGUGUUGUUUGGGUUGAUGAAACUGAAAUAUUCCGUAAAAACUGGAUGUUCAAAUUAGUUGGGCGACAAGACUUUAAUAUUGGAAGUGCAAAAGCAGUUAUUUUAAUAGAAGCCUGUAAUGGUUUUACUUAUGAAUAUACUUUAUUAAUUAAUGGAAAACCUUUAAAUAAGUUCAAAGAGAAUCGAAAAAAGACUGCAAAAGUAUGGACAUUAUUAUUGGAUGGAAUAGAGACUAGAGUUGUUUUAGAAAAGGAUACUAUGGAUGUUUGGGUCAAUGGAAAUGUUUUAGAAACUGCAGGUGAAUUUGGAGAUGAAGGAACAGAAACACACUUUGAAAUUCGUGAUCAUGUUUGUGUAAUAUCAGGUGUAAGCUCUGGGAAAAUUCGUGAAGGAAUUGUACAUAGUUUAAUUGUAGAUGGAGCUGUUGUUCCAGAAUCUUUUGAAUGAUUUAGAAAAGAAGAUUAUUUAUUACAUUUUAACUUAGUUAUUAGUUUAUUAUUUCAUGGCUAUAGUGUACAUAAUGUACUAUAUAUUCUCUAAGUUUUAUAUUUAAAUAGUUUUUAAUAUUAUAUAAUAUAUAGUAUAGGCUUGUAAUUUUUACGGAGAAAAGAUUUUAAAAUGU
Molecule: messenger RNA, 991 nt
Organism: Hydra vulgaris (swiftwater hydra)
Lineage: Eukaryota; Metazoa; Cnidaria; Hydrozoa; Anthoathecata; Hydridae
Product: fas apoptotic inhibitory molecule 1
Biological process (GO): negative regulation of extrinsic apoptotic signaling pathway via death domain receptors; positive regulation of neurogenesis; canonical NF-kappaB signal transduction
Source: RefSeq, a predicted model, not a curated record